Babesia ovata is the source of this 1641-nucleotide messenger RNA. RefSeq names its product RNA-binding protein Nova-1 isoform X2. Gene Ontology annotation, molecular function: RNA binding. The record is from RefSeq and is a predicted model, not a curated record. The coding region runs from base 1 to 1641 and encodes 546 amino acids. NCBI's taxonomy places the organism in Eukaryota, Apicomplexa, Aconoidasida, Piroplasmida, Babesiidae. The transcript has a single exon.
AUGAGCGAAGAUUCUCAUUCGGAGCAAUACGCUUUUACAGCGGACAUGAUCCCUCUCGUUGACACGAACUCUGCCGAUAACACGAUGGCGGAUAAUGUGAAAGUCGGUUCCGACAUGUCGCAAGACUACAGGUUUCUCAACGCGGUGGACCUGAAGUUCUCGCAUGCUGAGGAUGACGUUCGGCUUCGUCGUCGCAAUGCCUCGAGCGACGGCGCCACAGUCGUAGGAUUCUCAGAGCAAACAUCAUGGCGUAAUAGUUCGUCUGAUCUGACCCUCGCCGCUGAGGGCAAGCGCGUCACCGAAUCGUUAGUAGAUGUGACACCGCUGGUUGAGUCCUCCUUGCGAUCUCUUAGUAUCGACUCCGAGAAGUCGAGCUGCGCUUUGUACAACUAUUUUGCCAAAGCCGGCGCUGACGGGUGCUCUGGCUUAUCUUCGUGGAACUCCAAUAGGACGGAAUCUCUGGGUUUUGGGCGUUACCGCGACGUGAUGGGCGAUUCAGCGAAUCUGCGCAGCCCUUCUGCCUCGUUAGAGAAGGAGCUUAUACAAAUGGUAGAGUCAGCAUGGAAGUCAGCCGCACCAAAGCGUGAGGCGGCUCCUGUCUUCCAGAGCAAAAACAAGAACGUGUUUCUUAAGAUCCUUGCGACCCAACUGGUAUCUGGUACCAUCAUCGGUCGAGGUGGCAAAGGGUUCAACUGGUUCAGGCGCAAAAGCAAAAUCGACGAUAUAUUGUUGUCCAUGCCCUGGGAGCUUUACCCCAAGACGGAUUUGCGUACCAUGUUUUUAGAAGGAUCAACGUCGGCGGUUGUUAAGGCCACUUGCAUUAUUGCCGACCUCAUGCUUUCGAAGUAUGCUGCCCAACACUCGGCGACCGUUACUCAAUCUGACAGGAUGUUGGUUCUUGUUGUGCUCCCACUUUUUGCGAAAGCAGCCAUGGAGCGCAUACGCGAUACCUCCGAUGCUGAUAUCAUUUCAAUUACACUCUUCCAAAGCACCGACGAACACGAUGAGGUUGUCGCCGUUGUUAAAGGUGUAAAGUCCAAGGUCAAGGCUUUGAUCGGCGCCAUCGCGAACUCCAUUGCGGAGACGAUCGACCUUCAGGACUACUGUCACGUGUCAUACCCCGGUCCUGACGGGUUCAACCCCAAGAUGCUGCCUAAAAACAGGGCGGCACAACGAAACGCUAUGCGUGGAAACGGACCGCCUGUUGAUGUUGUUGACACUGCUCCCAAGAAACCCGAGGAGAAUUCCGAGACUUCCUUGGAAAUGCCCGAGCCGUCUAACCAGCUGCACCAGGGCACCGACUCGGAGACUCAGACGGAAACAUGUCCCGUAGACCUCAGCGAGACGGUGCACACGAUGGCGGAAGCGGGCUACGAAGCCCCGCGCGACACCGAGAUUAAGUUCAACAUGGCUACUGCAGCUGUUGUCGCAGAGAGCAAUCCUACAAUCAACAGCUACCCAAUCAACCUCAACAUCCUCGUUCCCGCGGCGAAGGCGGCAGACGCAAUGUCUAUCACGAGUGCCUCCAAGUGCUACGUCACGACUACACCCGCAGACGACCCUAACACGCUCGUCUUCAGCCUCAGUGGUACCUUCGAGGAGACUGUGGCUGUUGUUUCUCUCAUCAUGUCGGUCAUGUAA